Molecule: messenger RNA, 5000 nt
Organism: Nothobranchius furzeri (turquoise killifish)
Lineage: Eukaryota; Metazoa; Chordata; Actinopteri; Cyprinodontiformes; Nothobranchiidae
Gene: abtb3a
Product: BTB (POZ) domain containing 11a
Biological process (GO): SMAD protein signal transduction
Cellular component (GO): nucleosome
Molecular function (GO): protein heterodimerization activity; DNA binding; structural constituent of chromatin
Source: RefSeq, a predicted model, not a curated record
CUAGACGGUUUCCGGAUUUGCCUCCAAACGGCAGGUUGGUUUGGAGACCCCCGCCAGGUGCGGAGAGGCAGCAAGUAGCUCGAGUGAGUCCGUCAAAGCUGAACGGAUACAUGUAUUGGCUGGUUUUCCUUUCGUGGGGGUCUGCAAGCUCCUCCUCCUCUCCUGCGCUUGUUGCAGUGUGCGCGGACGCUUCGUGCGCUCUCUGGAUGCGCCGAUCAGUAGUAAGUUGAGGAGAUCAAGGAAAUCCUGUCAAUCAGAGAGGAUCGAAAGUAGAGACCGACUUCUGGCGCUUCGCUCCUGACGCAGAGGGAAACGAGGCGGAGAUCAGGCAUGGGAAACGAGUUUGUGUUUAACUGAGAGACCAAGGAUACCCAACAGCAUGCGGUGCAAUUAUGGCAGGCAAGGAUAAGACAGUCGUGAGGACGCUGGAGGAUUUAACGCUAGAUUCUGGUUAUGGUGGAGCCGCGGACUCGGUCAGGUCGUCCAGCGUGUCGCUCUGCUGCUCCGACACGCAUCAGUCCAUCCCGCAUGGAGGUAACUACUGGCAUCUGACAGAAUCCAUGCACAGCAGACACAACAGUUUGGACACAGUCAACACCGUCCUGGCGGAGGACACGGAGAUUCUGGAGUGCUCGGGACAUUCCGCCAAGCUGCCCGAGCUGGAGGAGGUGCCAUGGAGCCUCGGCGAGGUGGAGGGCGCACUGAGGAAAGACGUGGAGCUGAUGGUGGGCAACCCGCCACCGGAGGUCCUGGCGCGGCUGUCAACUCUCAUCAGCCGGGCGCUGGUGCGCGUGGCCCGCGAGGCGCAGCGGCUCAGCCUGCGCUACGCCAAGUGCACCAAACAUGAGAUCCAAAGCGCCAUCAAGGUGGUGCUGUCGUGGACCAUCUCCGUUAACUGCAUCACGGCGGCUCUCAGCGCGCUGUCCCUCUACAACAUGAGCACCGGAGACAAGUUCAGCCGAGGGAAGUCCGCGCGCUGCGGCUUGGUCUUCUCCGUGGGGAGGUUCUUCAGGUGGAUGGUGGACAGCCGAGUGGCCCUGAGGAUCCACGAGCACGCUGCCAUCUACCUGACAGCAUGCAUGGAGAGCUUGUUCAGGGAGGUGCUCACCCGCGUCCUGCGCAGCGCGCUGGUGGAGAGGGACAACGGGAUCCCAAAGAUUACGCCGGACUCCUUGGAGCAAGCCAUCAGCAACGACUCGGAGAUGUGGGGUCUGCUGCAGCCCUACCAGCACCUCAUCUGUGGCAAAAACUCCAGCGGUGUGUUGAGCCUGCCGGAGAGUCUAAACCUGCAUCGGGACCAGCAGCGGUCGGGGAGGGGCGGCGAAGGUCCCGGAUACAGCCAAGCUGAGCUACGUACGCUCGAACAGUCGCUGCUCGCCACCCGUGUAGGCAGCAUCGCCGAAUUGAGUGAUCUGGUCUCCCGGGCCAUGCACCUCCUCCAGCCACUGCACAUCAAGAACCCAAGCAAUGGGACUCCGGUUCAUCAGAAGACCAACACCACGGUCCACUGGGAGCCCGAAGCUCUCUACACCCUGUGUUACUUCAUGCACUGCCCGCAGAUGGAAUGGGAGAACCCCAAUGUGGAGCCGUCCAAAGUCACGUUACAGACAGAGAGACCGUUUCUGGUGCUCCCCCCGCUGAUGGAGUGGAUUCGGGUAGCAGUCGCCCACACUGAACAUCGGCGAAGCUUCUCCGUUGACAGUGACGACGUGAGGCAGGCCGCCAGGCUGCUGCUGCCCGGCGUGGACUGUGAACCACGACAAAUAAAAGCGGAAGAUUGUUUCUGUGCCACCAGAAAGUUGGACGCAGCCUCCACAGAGGCCAAGUUCCUGCAGGAUCUGGGCUUCAGGAUGCUCAACUGCGGACGGACAGACCUGGUCAAGCAGGCCGUUAACCUGCUGGGGCCCGAUGGCAUCAACAGCAUGAGCGAGCAGGGAAUGACCCCCCUCAUGUACUCCUGCGUCCGCGGCGACGAGGCCAUGGUACAGAUGCUCCUCGACGCCGGCGCCGACAUCAACAGCGAGGUGCCAGGCACAGUAAACAAGCACCCCUCAGUUUAUCCUGAAACGCGCCAGGCGACGCCACUCACUUUCGCCGUGUUGCACGGACACGUCCCUGUCGUGCAGCUGCUGCUGGAUAAUAGAGCCAAUGUGGAGGGCGCCCUGCAGGAUGGGGCGGAGAACUACACGGAAACGCCACUUCAGCUCGCCGCCGCAGCAGGUAACUUUGAGUUGGUGAGCUUGCUUUUGGAAAGAGGAGCCGACCCCAUGAUUGGGACAUUGUGUCGAAAUGGCAUCUCCUCCGCCCCGAUGGGAGACAUGAACUCCUUCAGCCUGGCAGCAUCACACGGACACAGAAACGUAUUUCGGAAGCUCCUGUCCCACACAGAGAAGGACAAGGGGGACGUGUUGUCCCUGGAGGAGAUCCUGGCUGAGGGUUCGGAUCCCGGUGAGAAGAGAUUGGCUCCUCAGGCCAACUGUGGCGGGACGCUGCGAACAGGAAAGGCCAGACUGAGGGCCCUGAGAGAGGCCAUGUACCAUAGCGCAGAGCAUGGCCAUGUGGACAUCACCAUUGACAUCCGCAGCUUAGGUGUUCCCUGGACAUUGCACACCUGGCUCGAGUCUCUGCGCACCUGCUUCAUCCAGAACCGCCGGCCGCUGAUCCAGGGUCUGCUCAAGGACUUCAGCUGCAUCAAGGAGGAUGAGUACACGGAGGAGCUGAUCACGCACGGCCUGCCGCUCAUGUUCCAGAUCCUCCGAACCAGCAAGAAUGAGGUGAUAGGCCAGCAGCUGUCAGUCAUUUUCACACAGUGCUACGGGCCCUUCCCCAUCCCCAAACUGACAGAAAUCAAGAGGAAGCAGACGUCACGUCUGGACCCGCACUUCCUGAACAACAAGGAGAUGUCUGACGUCACCUUCCUGGUGGAGGGGAAACCGUUUUAUGCACACAAGGUGUUGCUGUUCACAGCUUCACCCAGGUUCAAGUCUCUGCUCCAGAACAGACCGGCAGCAGAAAACACCUGCAUCGAGAUCAGCCACGUUAAGUACAACAUUUUCCACCUGGUCAUGCAGUAUCUGUACUGCGGCGGCACCGAGUCUCUGCACAUACGCAACACUGAAGUGAUGGAGCUCCUGUCUGCAGCCAAGUUCUUCCAACUAGAGGCCCUUCAGAGACACUGUGAGAUCAUCUGCACCAAGAACAUCACCACGGAAACCUGCGUGGACCUUUACAAACACGCCAAGUUCCUUGGUGCUUCGGAGCUAACGGCUUUCAUCGAGGGCUACUUCCUGAAGAACAUGGUGCUGCUGAUUGAACUCGACAACUUCAAGCAGCUUCUGUACGAACCUCCCCCCGCUGAGAGCCCCGCCUCCAGUCCCGGCAUCUGCUCCGACAUCCUCCAUGACCUGGAGAAGACGUUGGCCACUCGCAUCCACUCCAUCCACCUGUCCACCUCUAAGGGCUCUGUGGUGUGACAUCCUUCACCCUCCAGAGCCCUCCGAUCCAGCCGCAGCAUCGAUGUAACCCCACUUUCAGAAAAAUGCAGACCCGCCAUCUCCAACCCCGUCCACCUGUCCUGGUCCCACUUGUGAAGCAGAGCUCUAGAGGUUUUUAUUCUAGGAAUUCCCUUUAAUGUGUGUGACUCUGUUUUAUUGUUUUGCUUUAAUUCCCGUCCACUCCCACUGUUCACUAAAACUGAAACCGAUGCAUUUCACAUAAAACACAUGCAUGAAAUGCAUAAUUGACCUUUUCCACUGAGAAAAGAGAGCCGGUUGCAGCUUUGAGGCUCUCUCCGGAGACGGCCUGCAGGCCUGAAGCGGCUCCGGCGACCCAUUCGAAGUGGUUCGUAGCAAUGCCACGAGGCAGACUCUGUAGGUGGACUUCUCUAACCUUCGUUCUGUUGGACAUGCUUCACUGUGUUAUCUGCCGUGUGCAGGAGCCAAUCUGAUCACAGGAACUUCCGCUGCUGCGGUGCUGAGUCAAACAAACGCGCCCGCUCUAUGCUGACAGAUGUCCAACUGGGAAAUUAACUUGUGAUAACCUUCUUUUCUGCAUGACACCUCCCAACUGAGCUGCCAUUGUGUUGCUUUUUAUGCAUAGCUUACUUCAUGGACCUCUUUUUUUUUUUUUUUUACCAGAAAGCAAAUGAAAUCGCUGCUUAUUCAAUUUCUAUCUGCGCCCAUCAGAGCAGGGUUCGGAGAGCGACAGCAGGGGCUUUGUCCGAAAGGAAAAACAACGUGUAAAUAUGAUUCAUCAAACUGGUUGCUCCUGUUCUCUUUUUUUGUAAACGGAUGUAUAGAAUCCUCCCACACCUGCUUGGCCGAUGGCACCACUGAACGUGCUCCCUGCUGUGUGUCCUGGUAUGCAACGUUGCAUGUUUUAAUCUGUUUGUAUGACCCCCGUGUUUUUGCUUUAGGCGUGCUCUUUUGUGUACAGCGUGGGGCGGAGUGGGACGUCGAUGGUUCCCGUUGAAGUGUCUGUACCUCUGAAACAUUCCAAUGGAUGGGGAGACGCAUGACGGCCUGCGCUGAGUUUAGCGGAGGAGUCCUUAAGACCUGGAAUCUGUUAGUCUGUGAGCAGAGUGGCGAUGCUCAUCUAGAUUACACUUGUAAUUUGAUCCAAUCUCACUCGCUCGCGCGUCUUCCUAUCAGAUUAUUCCUCAUCGGCCAUUGGGCAAGAGGCAGGGGACACCCUGGACAGGUCCAGUCCAUUACAGGGAGUCUCCAGUUGACUUGACAUGCAUGAUUUUAGUCUGUGGGAGGAAACCAGAGAAUUUAGAGAAAACCCACACGUCCAUGGGGAGAACAUGCUAACUUCACGCAGAAAGGCUGCAGGUGGGAUUUGAACCUACAACCUUUUCACUGAGGGGCAGCAUGGCUGCCAGCCCUCGAUCCAAUCCGAGUACAGAUGUUAAACCGACCUCUCCAAAAACAUCUGAAACAAACAAAAAAAGGUUUGGUCGAGGAAGAAGCAUGGACGUAAUUUUCACUUUAGAAGUGGGG